UUCCACUGCUGUGCAGCAGGACUCACUUCCCUGCAGAGCAUACUUGAGCGCCUGGACACAGAAGUGCAGUAAAUGAGACCUCCUAUCGACUAGACCAUGCUCUAUUUAUCAAAGCCAACAAGGGGAAGCCAUGUCCAAGAAACAGGUCCUUGAAGAAUGCGAAUCAAGUCCAAAUCCCAGGCUAUAGAUCUACUACUGUCACCUCUCUGCACAAUGAUAGGAAUAUUGCACUAUUUUUGAGGCCAGCUGCAAGUUAAUGCAAUAAACGCAGACAGUUCUCCAUAUACCAAAGCAUUGCAAGCUGCGACGUUCCCCAAACUUGCUUGUUUACUGAGGUCAAUCUUGCAACGUGUGUAGGUUUGCACUGAGCGCGCUGGAGGUAACGCAUCUGCAUUUGCGCUCUGAGUUGGAGAAGCUCUCGCGCAUGGGACCUACCAGAGCGGCUCAAGAGAUGUCGGCGUGGAAUAUGGACAGAAUGACUGAUGUGGAAGCUCUAGAACGGUAAACGAUCCGCGUGCGCAAAAAUGCAGCGAAUUCUUCCGAGGAGACGCACCCGCACAUUGCGCUUGGUCUGGUCGCUCAUGGCCGUGCUCGCGCUGUCCCUCGCCGUGUGCAGUGCCGUAUUUACAGUGUGGACAUUGCGACAAACGCGGGACCUGUCCAGGUCUUUCAAAACUCUGCAAGAGCGCUUAGAGCAGGUGAAUAUGCAGCGUAAGGCCGUCUUCCAGCUCAUCCUGGAAAAACGUGAACUGCUGGAGAGUCAGAGGUUCCGCAGAGAUGCGGGAGGGAGAAAAGGAAAUGGACGCAAAGCGGCCUCUCAUUUUGAGAUAACCAAAGAUUCUGCCAAAAAUGUGGGGAAUGAGGGAGUCAUUAAAGGAUGGACAGAGGAGCAGCUGAAUAUGAGCAGAGCAGUGCAUUACAAUCCAGACACCGGCACCUUCAAAGUGGAGCGCAGCGGCGUCUACUUCCUUUACUGUCAAGUACACUUCAACGAGAACCAGAGUCAGUACGUGAAGCUUGAGGUUUCCGUUCCUAAAGGCCCCUUGCUCCAGUGCAUGGAGGGGUAUGGAACCACACCAGCAUCUGGCUCACACAAGUUUCACUUCCUAAAGCCUUGCCAGGUCUCCGGCCUUCUACGCCUAAACAAGGGUGCUGAGCUUAAGGCUGUCACCGGAGGUUCCUUCAGUCUGCAGGUGUCAGGCAAACACUACUUUGGCCUCUUCAAAGUUAACUAGAGACAAGGACGGUUUUCCAAACACUUCAACUAUAUUUUUCACAGAUCACUGGUAGAAAUCAGGCCCAAAAGUACCUAAUCUAAAUCCGUGUCUUGGAACCUGGCUCCUGGUGUUGCCUUAACAGAGGAAAUUGUGACUCAACAAGGAAUGUUUCUGUAACCAUCUGUCCAUGGUCAUGGAUGACCCCUUUAUGCACACAAUUACCCUUUCAUGAAGAUGUCAUCAGGAUGUUAAUGACUGCAUAACUUGCCUUGUUGGAUCAAUUUACUGAGAAUUAUUUGGUACUUUCUGGGUUUGGAUGCAAAUGCCUUAUUAAACACAAAACCAGCACAAUUUCAACUACACAAAUAUAGCAUUUAAUUACAGCAUACCAGAGACAUGCUCCAGCAGCAUGGUUGGCUUAUAUGCUGGCAUAACCAGUUUGAACAGAAGUACAAUACAUUUUCGGCAGAGUCGCAGGGCACUACAAGCAUGAGAGGUUUUACCACUGGUGUCUUGGCUGGACCAAAAGAGAAUUGCCCCAGUUCCUGAACUGCCUUACCGCUGGAUGGGCUCAACGCAGAAAACGAAGGUCUUGGUUGUUGAUUAAGUGACUUAAUAUGCAUCUUCUAGGUUGACUCCAAGAGAAAUGUAUUAUUACUUUUGCAUCGAUUCAAAACAACAAGAUUCACACCUCCAAUCUUUUUCUUUUUAAAUACAUUUAGUCACUGUGACCAAUAUGAAACACCUCUUAAUAUUUAUCAAGCAAAAGAUAAAGGCAAUGGCUUCUUAAAGUAAAUGAUGUAUCUUGUGUACUGCACUGUUUUACUGAGAGUCGACAAUGCGUACUUAUGGCAUGAACAUUGACUUGUUGAUGGCGUGUUGAUUAAAGCUUGCUGGUUUACGUGUACAUUUCUGCACAAGAACCUUUAUAAAAAGCUGUAAUAUGUCUUCUGUUUUUAUACAAUGUGCAAUUUCAUGUUAUAUUAUUAUAAAGGUGAAGUUACAGAUUUUUAUACCACGUAAUUACAUUUAAUCUCACUA
Xyrauchen texanus (razorback sucker) is the source of this 2258-nucleotide messenger RNA. Its product is annotated as tumor necrosis factor ligand superfamily member 12-like. The record is from RefSeq and is a predicted model, not a curated record. The transcript has 6 exons. Gene Ontology annotation, cellular component: membrane. Gene Ontology annotation, biological process: immune response. Bases 525 to 1235 code for a protein of 236 amino acids. NCBI's taxonomy places the organism in Eukaryota, Metazoa, Chordata, Actinopteri, Cypriniformes, Catostomidae. Gene Ontology annotation, molecular function: tumor necrosis factor receptor binding; receptor ligand activity.